AAUUGCAUGUCGAAGUGAAGACAUGUUCCCUUUUUGGGAAAACAAACUAUAUAUAUUGGCAUAUACUCUACACACUCCAGCACAGUAGGUGGCGGUGUCCACCGUGGUUUACAACCCGCCAAUGAAGCUAAAGAGGAAGGAGAGCUUCCAUGCAGCAGAUCACAUUGUCUGGUAUGAAAACUAUGAAUGAAGUGGGCUGGUGUUCCCUCAGAGCCUUAGUUGAGCUGACAGACGAAAGCUACGGAAGAUAACAGAAACCAACAGAGGUUGUGUUCAUCUGUUGAAGACCAGUCGCUUCCAGCUGCCAUCAUCAUGUCAGCAGACGCGAACCCUCCCCAGCUUGUGAAUCCUCCGCCUCCUGAGGUGACCAAUCCCAACAAGCCAGGCCGGAGGACCAACCAGCUGCAGUACAUGCAGAAUGUAGUGAUCAAAUCCCUGUGGCGGCACCAGUUCGCCUGGCCUUUUUACCAGCCUGUUGAUGCAGUCGCUCUUGGACUAUCAGAUUAUCAUACGAUAAUAACAUCUCCCAUGGACUUGGGAACCAUCAAGAAACGGCUAGAGAACAACUACUAUUGGAGUGCAAGUGAAUGUAUGCAAGACUUCAACUCCAUGUUCACCAACUGCUACAUAUAUAAUAAGCCUACAGAUGACAUAGUGCUGAUGGCCCUCGCCUUGGAAAAGAUUUUCUUGCAAAAAGUUGCCCAGAUGCCACAGAGGGAAGACGAGAUUUUUCCUCAUGCAGCCAAAGGGAAGAGCAAAAAAAGUAGCACUCCAGGUGGGCAGAAUGGAACUGUGACCACAUGUUCUUCAGCUACAACACCCACAUCUCAGCCAAGUCUCAGCUACACGCCCUCCAGCUCGUCCUCAAUGCCCAAACAAUCAUCACAGAACAUCACAAAAAAGAAAGGGAUGAAGCGGAAGGACGACGCCUCCAGUUUGAAUGAUUUGUCAGAAAGCAAGAGGAGACGUGGAAGCGCAGGCCGAGAAAGUGAGCAGGGCAGACUGAGCGAACAGCUCAAGUACUGCAACGAUAUACUGAAGGAAAUGCUGUCUAAGAAGCACGCAGCCUACGCCUGGCCUUUCUACAAGCCCGUCGACGCUGAAGCUCUGCAGCUACACGAUUACCAUGACAUCAUCAAAUACCCCAUGGAUCUCAGCACUGUUGAAAAAAAGAUAGAUGGAGGAGAGUACCAGGACGCACAAGGCUUCGCUGCAGAUGUUAGGUUGAUUUUUUCCAAUUGCUACAAAUACAACCCUCCACAUCAUGAUGUUGUCACUAAGGCCAGAAAACUUCAGGGUGUGUUCGAGAAGAGGUUUGCGAAGAUGCCAGACGAGCCAGUGGAGCUGAUUUCACUAAUGAGUGCCAUGUCCACUAAGAGCGCAGAUUUUAGUGCGAUAAGUGCCAACAGUUCCUCCAACUUGGACAAAUCAGACUUAGCAGAGGAGCGUGCCACCCGCCUUGCUGAGUUGCAAGAACAGGUGGGUGCAGAACAGCUUAAAGCGGUUCAUGAACAGCUCGCUGCACUCUCUGAAGUCCCUGUGAUUAAACCAAAGAAGAAAAAAGAAAAGGACAAGAAAGAGGACAGCUGGCAAAAUAAAAGCAGUGCAAAUUCCAGCUCCAGGCAGUCGUGGAAGAGAAGCAAAGACUGGGAUUCGGAUGAUGAAUCUCUGCCGAUGACGUACGACGAGAAGCACCAGCUGAGCCUGGACAUUAACCGGUUACCUGGCAUAAAGCUGGGCCGCGUGGUGCACAUCAUUCAGACUCGAGAGCCCUCGAUGUGUGACACCAACCCAGAGGAGAUUGAGAUUGACUUUGAGAUACUGAAGCCGUCCACUCUGCGGGAGCUGGAGCAAUACGUGAAGUCUUGUCUGCAUAAGAAGUUUAAGAAAUUUCAAAAGAAAAGCAGUCAAGCUGCGUCUCAUCACGUCAGCUGCAGCAGUUCUUCAGAUUCUGCCACCAGCAGCUCCAGUGACUCCAGCUCGGAAAACAGUGACUCGUGACAACUGUAAUGUUUUUAUUUAUUUCUUCUUUUGUUACCAAAAGAUAGUUCUUCAAAACUGUUAAACAUGCUUAUUUUUGUAUUUGUUAUGUGCUUAAGAUCUGAAAAUUAAACUUCCUUCACACCGUC
Molecule: messenger RNA, 2129 nt
Organism: Siniperca chuatsi (mandarin fish)
Lineage: Eukaryota; Metazoa; Chordata; Actinopteri; Centrarchiformes; Sinipercidae
Product: bromodomain-containing protein 3-like
Exons: 11
Coding region: 313-2001 (562 amino acids)
Biological process (GO): regulation of DNA-templated transcription; chromatin remodeling
Cellular component (GO): nucleus; chromatin
Source: RefSeq, a predicted model, not a curated record